Messenger RNA from Doryrhamphus excisus (bluestripe pipefish), 3756 nucleotides. Lineage: Eukaryota; Metazoa; Chordata; Actinopteri; Syngnathiformes; Syngnathidae. The record is from RefSeq and is a predicted model, not a curated record.
CCAUUCACACACAUUGGAUCACUUGAGCUCCAUUUGACAGGACGCGCAGCCUAACCAGCGCACACAGCCUGGUACCCUUUACAUCAUUUUGCAGCACUUUGGCAAAAGGAGCCGCAUUCACGGAGCAGAUGCUGCGCGCCAGAGGUGAUCAUCAUCCCCGCCGCAUCAGCAGCGUGUCCAUACCAACAUCAGCAUCCCCAUUUUGGCGCCAUCAGCAGCGUUUUGGGGAGGUUUCGCUGUUAAGAACGCUCAGGCUGAGUGUGUAAAUCACAUCAGGAUGCAUCAAGUGAUCCAGUAAAGCAUGAGGACAGUGAGACAUAAGCUGUGAGGGACAAGAUGGACCACCAGCAUCGUCAUAACCUGAAAGUUCUUCACUGAAACUGCUGCAGUUUAGCAAUGACCAAAGACCUUCUUCUACUUCUUAUUCUCCUCUUUUUGGAGCUGAAUGUUGUUUCCUUGGCCGAGGACGACCUGAGAAGAGCAUGGCCUCGUUCCUCGGACCCGGAGAGCCGAAUUCCCGAUGGCGAUGUAGCUUUUAGAGAGAAUGGACAACCUCACAAACCAAUGCUGAGAUCCAAUGAGCAGUCGGCACUCCUGCCUGAGCUCUCAGAGUCGUCUGAUGAUCCACAGAGGGUGCAUUCUCGCCCCAAGAGAAGCUGGCUGUGGAACCAAUUCUUUGUCAUCGAGGAGUAUCGAGGCCCUGAACCCGUGCUAAUUGGACGGCUGCACACGGACAUGGACAGAGGGGAUGGACACACCAAGUACACGCUGGAGGGUGAGGGGGUGGGCUCUGUGUUUGUCAUUGACAGCAACACGGGCAACAUCCACGUAACCAAAUCUCUGGACCGCGAGGAGAAGGACCAGUACCGUCUCAUCGCCACGGCCACAGAUCGCCUGACGGGCCGGGCACUGGAGCCGUCCUCUGAAUUCAUCAUCAGAGUGCAGGACAUCAAUGACAACCCUCCCAUUUUCCCCAGCGAGCCCUACAUCGCCACCGUGCCCGAGAUGGCUCAUAUCGGCACGUCCAUCAUCCAAGUGACAGCCAGAGAUGCCGAUGAUCCCGCAUAUGGAAACAGCGCCGAGCUGGUCUACACCAUCAUUGAAGGACACAACUAUUUCUCCGUGGACCCUCAGACAGGCAUCCUGAGGACCGCCAUGCCCAACAUGGACCGUGAGGCUCAGGAGGAAUACUUGGUGGUGCUCCAGGCCAAAGACAUGGGUGGACACCUGGGUGGCUUGUCUGGGACCACCACCGUGACUGUGAGACUGAGCGAUGUCAAUGACAACCCGCCUCACUUCAGACGCAGUGCGUGGUCCUUCUCCGUGUCAGAGCUGGCAGCUCCGGGGGUGGAGGUGGGCCGCCUCACUGCUACAGAUGCCGACGUGGGGGAGAAUGCACUGCUGGAGUUCAGCAUCCUGGACGUCGAGGAGGCCCAAAUCUUUAACGUCAGCUCCAAGGAACGGGAGGCCAUCAUUGUGCUGAACAAACUGCUAGAUUAUGAGACUCGUAAUUCCUACUCUUUCACGGUGGAGGUGGUCAACCCGCUGGUGGACCCCCGCUACCUGAAGAAAGGACCCCUUAAGAACCAGGCGAUGGUGCGUGUGAUGGUCCUUAACGCCGAUGAGCCGCCCCGCUUCUCCCAGGCUUGGUACCAUCUGGAUGUGUCGGAAAAUUGUCCCCCCAUCUGCUCUGUGGGUCGAGUGCACGCCGUGGACCCUGACACGGGCCAGAGCGGCAACAUCAGGUACUCCAUCGAUCCUCAGUCGGACCCAGAGGCUCUGUUCCGCAUCGCCUCUGACACAGGAUUCAUCAGUGCAGUGAUGGAGCUGGACCGCGAGCGGGAGCAGUGGCACAACAUUACUGUCAUGGCCACGCAAAGAGACAACCCCAAUCUGGUGUCGAGGGUGGUGGUUGCCGUGGAGACGCUGGACCAGAAUGACAACGCGCCUGAGCUGGACAGAGAUUAUGCAACAUCUGUGUGCGACUCCAGUGCCCCGGGACAGGUCGUUCAGGUUCUCCGAGCUGUCGACCGGGACCCAGGAGGCCAGGACAGCCCAGUUCACUUCAGCAUCCCCCCAGAGUCCAGCUCUGCCCUCAAUGUCUCCAUCAGGGAGAGCGGAGGUGUGACAGCCAGCCUGGUGCUCAGGUCGGCCUUGGAGCCACUCCCCGGAUACUCCUCGUCUAUGGUCACCCUCUAUGUGCCAGUGGUGCUGCGUGACGGAGCCUCAGGCCUCACCAACACGGGCACGGUCACGGUGACCAUUUGUCCGUGUCUGCGGGGGGGCAUGCGGACAGAAGCCAAAGCACGGGAACGGCGUUGGGAACGACUGGCGGUGUGUCGCCCGGCACCCUCCACCUCAUCCUCACUGGUCUUCAGCCUGGUCACCUUGAUGGCCUUGCUGGCCUGCGUCUCCACUCUUCUGGUGGUGUGUGCGCUCUCGCUGUCGCUGCGCCAUCAGAAGCAAGACAUCCACUCGGCCUUGGAGGAGGAUGACGUCAGGGAGAACAUCAUCUCCUAUGACGACGAGGGGGGAGGGGAGGCGGACACAGCGGCCUUUGACAUAGCGGCGCUGCAGAGCAUGCACAGAAUGCAACACGUGCACGCGAGCAGGAACAUAUGGUACACACAACAGACAGCGCCGCGGUCCAGAACGUACAGCAUGAGUCGCAACCUGUACCCGUGCCCGGAUCCUCAGCUGCGGCAGCAUCGGCCUGGUUCAGCGCCGCUCUAUGGGCGCCUCUGCUACAGUAUCCAUACGCUGCCCGUGCUCAGGGACGAUCUCGCCGGGCCACUGGAGGCCGGCGUGCAGCUUGGUCAGCACACCGUAGGUCCUUUCAACAGUGCCCAGGACACCUCGGAGCCGGUGCGUCAGCACCCUCCAGAGACGGGUGCCGGUACUUUGGCGGCGAUGCACAAGCUGAGCAGAUCGCCGGUCAGGAGUCUAGCCUGCGGUGAAAUUAAUGUGGCCCAGAACCAGGCUAAGAUAAAGCCAACAGAGGUCCAGUCCAUGCUGCUUGGUGGUCCCACCAGUCUGACUUGUUCUGAGCCAACCUGUUCUUCCUGCCAAAGUCCAAGCAGCUCAACUGUGAACCAGACCCUGAUCAGCACCAGCGCCACCAGCUGCACCAUUGAUGACAUGGACACCGACUCCUCACUCCCGUCCGUUUCCGAGCAAAGUUUCCCAAACGGGGCUGAGAGCGCUCCUGCCAGGGUUCCUGCAUACCCGCCAACGGACACUUACAGCAUUGUGGGCUCGUUGAACGGAAGCGCCCGCGGUGAGCUUGGAGUGAGCGGCUCACAACUGCUCAACAACAUGCGGUCCCCUUCGUCCAGACCGUUCCCCGGGGCGGCCUUUGGCCUCAACACGGGUUGGAGUGCAGGAGCCGGGUCUGUGAGGACCUCACAACCCUUACGCAUAGAGGACCUGCUCAGUUUCCGCCUGGGUCAGGUGACCUUGGAUCCGUUGCAGCCACCCUACGACUCGUUGCAGACUUACGAGUUUGAGGGCCGCAACUCCCGGGCCGAGUCGCUGAGCUCGCUGGGGAGUGACGAGGGCGGGAAGGAUGAGGACGGAAAGGACGAGGGCGGGAAAGUGGCUGGGGGGGUGGACGAGUUAAAUGUGUUCAAGUUCAAGCGACUGCUGGAGCUCAUCAGGGACAGGAAGAGCAGAAAGGAGCAGGAGAAGGAGGCAGAUGAUUCUCCUCCAAGGACCACCUGGGACCAAGGGAAGGAGGUGCAGAGGUGGGACUUUUAG